AUGCUAACGAUGUCGACGCUCAUGAUGCCAGCUGCCACGAUGACGACAAUGACGAAUGCUGGACCAAUACCUGUUGCAGCAGCAACCAAGCUCGAGCCGAAGCUGCUGCAACUACCACACCCAGCACUGAUGCCGCAAAUACCACAGCAACAACACCACCAUCAACACCCGCACGGGAACAACAAUAAGCUAGAACACUACCACAUCUUCGUAGGAGAUCUCAGCCCGGAGAUUGAAACACAGAAUCUUAGAGAUGCCUUCGCUCCCUUCGGCGAAAUAUCGGACUGCCGAGUGGUUCGUGAUCCCCAAACCCUCAAAUCCAAAGGAUACGGCUUCGUCUCCUUCCUUAAGAAAUCUGAGGCGGAGUCAGCUAUAACUGCUAUGAACGGGCAAUGGUUGGGCUCGAGAUCUAUACGAACUAACUGGGCCACAAGGAAACCACCGGCACCAAAAAACGAAUUGAAUUCAAAGCCGCUAACCUUCGAUGAGGUUUACAAUCAAAGCUCGCCGACCAAUUGCACGGUCUACUGCGGCGGUCUCACGGCCGGUCUCACUGAAGAACUGAUGCAGAAGACCUUCCAGCCAUUCGGGACUAUUCAGGAGAUACGCGUCUUCAAGGAUAAGGGAUAUGCUUUUAUCAGAUUCUCCACCAAAGAGAGUGCGACCCACGCUAUCGUAGCUGUGCACAACGCAGAUGUGAAUGGCGCCCCUGUGAAAUGUUCCUGGGGCAAGGAGUCCGGGGACCCGAAUAAUGCACAGGGUGCACAGUUGGGUGGUACUGCAUACAGUCCAUUCGGCGCAUACCCUGGUAGUGUACCUCCUUCGUAUUGGUAUAAUACCUACCCUCAACAACUGGGAGGGUUCUUGCAAGGAGUACAAGGGGUGCAAGGGUACUCCUACGCUGGGCAGUUCGCGGGUUACCAGCAACAGUACAUGGGCAUGGGCGGUGUACAAUUGCCAUGGGCGCUUGGUGGAGGCGUGGGCGGUGUCGGUGGCGUGGGCGGUGUGGGCGGAGUGGGCGGCGUUGGUGGAGUUGCUGCAAUGUCCCAGCCGCCUCAAGUGCUGCAUUACCCCGUACAGCACUUUCAAGUCCAGCCCGUCAGUAUAGAUUCAGUUUUCAAGUCAAAAAAUUUGAACAUUUAA
Danaus chrysippus (African queen) is the source of this 1143-nucleotide messenger RNA. NCBI's taxonomy places the organism in Eukaryota, Metazoa, Arthropoda, Insecta, Lepidoptera, Nymphalidae. The record is from the annotation of a GenBank genome assembly.